Scatophagus argus is the source of this 2703-nucleotide messenger RNA. RefSeq names its product caudal type homeobox 4 (gene cdx4). NCBI's taxonomy places the organism in Eukaryota, Metazoa, Chordata, Actinopteri, Scatophagidae. Gene Ontology annotation, molecular function: DNA-binding transcription factor activity, RNA polymerase II-specific; RNA polymerase II transcription regulatory region sequence-specific DNA binding. Gene Ontology annotation, biological process: cell differentiation; regulation of transcription by RNA polymerase II; anterior/posterior axis specification. The record is from RefSeq and is a predicted model, not a curated record. Gene Ontology annotation, cellular component: nucleus.
UAUCAAGAAAUAACAACGUAAAAAUACACAUUCAAAAACAAGCAGUAUGUGCUCCUCAAAAUGUUUUCUAUCAAACUAUACACAAAACUACUGACGCACAGGAGCGCAGCUCAGACUCGGGCCUGAAAAUGAGAUCUUGGCUUGAAAAGCUGCAAAAAAUCAAUUUAAUCUUAAGUAUGAAAUAACGUAAUAUUUUCAGAUUUCUGCUCAGUGAUUUUAUUGCUACAUUUACUGAAUUAAUACGCAGGCCUAAAAGGAUGUAAGGAGGCUACUCAGUGGAGACUUUCAGUGUGCACCAGCGCAUGUGGCGACACAGAGGCCGAAACUUCGGAGGGAGCGUGUGACUGUGUCCAGGUGCGUUGUUAAAACCCUGAUUUUUAAUCGGGAAGUUGGUUCUGUGGGACUCCUGACACUUUUCAGGCACGUCCACAGAAUAACAACUCCACUGCAAUGUCAGGGGACAGCAGUGACUGGUGUGACGAUGGGGCCGCUGUUUGUCACGCAGGGGGUUGUUGGAGUUUCCUUGUAACCGGAAUUAGCUGUGAAGUGCGACCUUGAGGUGUGAACACGGAAUACGAAAGGUCCGGCUUGCUUCAAGAGAAAGUCUCGCAUACUUUGCACCUCGCUUGCAAGUGAAUAUCUUAACAAAUAAGACUUUACGCGUGAAGCGUGGUUGGAAACUUGUCAGUUCCCACGAUAGCAGGUUUUUAACCCAAAAGCACUUUAAACCUAUUGGAUGUUCUGGAUCUAAUUUAGAAGGAUACACCUCCUGGGUCUAAUGCGCAGAAAUAUUCAGCAGUCUAUAUUCUGCAAUAGUGCACAAAACUCUGACUCAUUAAAGUGUCACCAAAAUGAGCGCCUCUAACAAGUCCAAAAUAUUAAAAUACGUCUGCGCGCAAUUACGCACAGGCCCUUUUUUUAAGUUGAUGAGUUUGAAGACAUGUUUCCACGGUUUAUUGACGGUUCGUGCAUCACGUGCAUCUGAUAGGCCAGGGUGUUAAUUUAUUCAUGCAGAGGAGAACUCGUGUUCAGGAUAGGCCCACUGUCAGGUGAUGACGCUUCAGGACAGGCGCAAGGGGACAGCUGGGACGGCAGCACCGAUCACCCUCAUUUGGAUGCAAAUCUUCAAGAGUUGAGGAGUUGGCUGACGUCAGGCAGGCCUUAGUAUACCUUUAGCUUCUUGUCAACAGAGCCACAUCAUGUGAGACUGGAGACAGACUGGAACUACAUCGCAUUUCACUCUGGGAGCCCAUUUGGACUACGUAAACAGUAGAAGGAUUGUUUUUAACACUUGCAGGGCAACAAUGUCGCCUUAAAACAGGCCACACCAUCCCCAUCGCUGUUUUUAAUAUACUUCAUAGUUUUUAGUACAAAUCAUGUAUGUGGGAUACCUCCUGGAUAAAGAAAGCGGCAUGUAUCACCAAGGGCCAGUAAGAAGAUCAAGCAUCAAUCUGCCUCCACAAAACUUUGUUUCCACACCACAGUACCCCGACUUUACUGGAUACCAUCAUGUGCCAAACAUGGAUACGCACGCACAGUCUGCGGGGAGUUGGGGACCUUCAUAUGGCGCUCCACGGGAGGACUGGGGUGCAUACAGUCUGGGACCACCUAAUACUAUUCCUACAACCAUGAACAACUCUUCGUCUGGACAGGUUCCUUACUGCUCAUCUGAGUACAGUCAUAUGCAUCCUCCGGGAUCUGCGGUGUUACAGCCGCCGCCGGAGAACGUUACUGUCGCACAACUUUCUCCUGACAGAGAAAGACGCAAUUCAUUCCAGUGGAUGAGUAAAACUGCACAAUCAUCCUCUACAGGUAAAACAAGAACGAAGGAGAAAUACAGGGUAGUUUACACAGACCAUCAGAGGCUGGAGCUGGAGAAAGAGUUUCAUUUCAACAGAUACAUCACCAUCAGGAGGAAGUCUGAACUGGCUGUCAACCUCGGUCUGUCGGAAAGACAGGUUAAAAUCUGGUUUCAAAACCGCAGAGCCAAAGAGAGGAAACUGAUCAAGAAGAAGCUGGGCCAGUCUGACGGCAGCGGGGGGUCUGUGCACAGUGACCCGGGUUCCGUGAGCCCUCUGCCGGUGCCGGUCUCUCAGUCCCACAGACAUCCACGGCUCUCUGUACCCUCCUCAGGGAAUGAACACCUUGCCAUCUAUCAGGAAUAUACAGCAAGUGACAGUGACUCAGUAAGCAGUUCACCCUCUGGACCAUCUAACAUAACUGAGCACUCCGACACGCUGACAGGACAGGCGGCCAGAGGACCCGAACUCACGUCCUGAAGCACAAAGCUGUGGAUAAAGAUUUGAUUUAUAGCAACGAAAAUUGCUGGAGGCUCUUGAAAGAUUGAUUUUUAUAGAAUAGUUCUAAUAAUGUUGGGAGUAAAAAAAAACAAAAAAAGAAAAAAAAAAAACAAACAAAAGAAAAAAAUAAAAACCCGGAAAAAAUCGACGUGUUUCAAACUUCAAAGGCUUUAAAUUGUUUGUGAGUUAAUAAGAUAUAAAUAUCUUUCUUUUUGUAUGUGAUGAAGUGUAUGUGAAUAAAGUUCUGGGACAUUUUAACGACGUUUCAAACUGGACUGUUGCUCGGGCCACACUGGACAAAGUGCUUUGACUUGGCAAAUGUUCUACACGCGUUUUUCAGCACAAUUUAAUGACACGGGUCGUUUGAUGGCAUCGCUCAAAAUGUAAAUAAAAUGUUGUUGUU